AUGGAUGUUAAGACUGCCUUCUUGAACGGAGACUUAGAUAAAGAAAUCUAUAUGGAACAACCCGAGGGGUUUUCAUCUCCAGGGCAGGAAAAGAAAGUGUGUAAAUUGGUGAAGUCAUUGUAUGGCUUGAGACAAGCACCAAAACAAUGGCAUGAGAAAUUUAACAGUGUCAUGAUGGAGAGUGGAUUUAAGAUCAAUGAGUGUGCAGCUAUAUCAUGGAAAUCUUCUAAACAAACAGUGAUAGCCAGAUCCACUAUGGAAUCUGAGUUUAUAGCUCUAGAAAAAAGUGGUGAAGAGGCUGAGUGGCUACGCAACUUGUUAGAGGAUAUUCUAAGAUGGCAUAAUACCAUUAAGCAACUACUCUUAACUGGAGUUAUCACUAUUGAUUAUGUAAAAUCAAAGGAUAACAUUACGGAUCCGCUAACCAAAGGAACAGUUCAAGGACAUCGCGUCUACUGGUUAGCCAGUGAAAUAAAUAUGUUUUCACAAGCGAAGGUUCAAAGGGUAACACCUACCUAUCAGUUCUCUCUGGAUGGUGGUGUAGUUCAGGCACUAGUUCAGUUCGCUGAAGUGGUUUUUGCGGUGCUCGGAAGCUACUGUGAAAGAUCAAUUAAACUCUCCUCUCCAAUUGCAAAACCGCUUAAAAUACGUUUCAAGGUUAUAGUCCCCCUCGAGAAAAUAAAGAGAGCCAAUGAAAGUGAAAAUGCUAAAAAACCAAGGCAAAAGUACGUGUAG
Molecule: messenger RNA, 735 nt
Organism: Olea europaea var. sylvestris
Lineage: Eukaryota; Viridiplantae; Streptophyta; Magnoliopsida; Lamiales; Oleaceae
Exons: 7
Coding region: 1-735 (244 amino acids)
Source: RefSeq, a predicted model, not a curated record